Cylindrotheca closterium is the source of this 3987-nucleotide messenger RNA. The record is from the annotation of a GenBank genome assembly. NCBI's taxonomy places the organism in Eukaryota, Bacillariophyta, Bacillariophyceae, Bacillariales, Bacillariaceae.
AUGAACACUCCCACUCUUGAUGGCGACAAGGCCCUUGCCGGAUGUUGGUACGGGACUACACUAGGAAACCCACAUCCGGUCUUAUACAAAAUGCAUCCUUUGUUAGUAUUAUCUGGAAUUCACUCGGCAACUUUUGUUCCACUGCAGGGUUGCUUUUCCCUUGUCUUCGCCGCUCCAAAAUGUGAAGACAAUUCCGAACAUUCCCACGGUCUUGAAGCAUUCCAGGAAUGGAAAGAAACGUUGUCUUUGAGUUCAAAGAUGGUACUGACUCACAUGCUACUAGUGUUUGAGAACGUGGCAAGACGGGAAUUGAGGACACCUGAUGUUGACCUUCUACACUUUUGGUGCGCUCCAGGUGAAGCAUACACCUUUCCAUGUCAACAAUGGAAAUGUUGCACAAUUAUUGAAAAUGAUAAAGCAUCUAAAGAAUACAUGAUAUUGCAUCCAAUGGUAUUGGAGUCCAAGGACAACAAGGGUGUGGAGGGAAGCGAAGCCCCUGAGGAGAACAAGGAAAAUGAAGCCUCCAGCACUCUGGAAGAGGAAGAAGACUCCAAUGAUGAUGACUCCAAUGAUGAUGAUGAUGAAGACAAUGAUGACAAUGAUGACGACGAUAAAAUAAAGGCCAAGGACAAGCACUCUUCGGAUAAAUCCUGGUCCAAAGAAGAUGAGGAUGAUAAACUCAAUGAAGAAGAAGGUAGCUGCCCAUUAACUAAAGUGACAACGGUUGUGUCCAAAACCGUUGAUCAAUACAAGGAGGAAUGGACCGAUAAGACCAUGAUUUUAUACGCUCUCUUUCAAAACGUAAUGAAAAAAAACAAGAAGACCUACCAGCAAGACUGCCAUUAUACCUUGAAUGCUUUACGCAAGACGAGCGCUUUCAAAGGGGCCAAGACUGAGAAGUUCUACCACGAUCAAAUUUCUGGUUUCCUGUUUUCCAAAUCCCAAGGCUUCUGCAAAUUCCAUCUUGUUUUUGAACCAGUUGAGACACUUUCGGCUGCUAUUGGUGAGAUGCAGAAACAGCUGCAGGCAAUAUCCAAAGACAAAAAGCUAUGCAGCAGCUACUUGAUCAAAUCCGAACAGGAGCCAAGUGACAAAUCAGGUGAGGAAACAGAUGAUGGUGAUUCCAGCUCUAGUUUGGACUCCUCUACCAGCCAGCCCUUCACCUUUUCUGGUGUUGAGAAAUAUCGUAAAGACACCAUGGAAAAGGUUGAGAUCACAUGGCUUUCCUUUCAGAUCAUCAAGUAUGUAUUCAGUCCCACUGCUGGUCCUUUAGGAGCUGUGCACGAGCAAAGCUUUUUGGUGUACUGCCAAAACAUGACGGCCGGCCGAUGCAAAACAAAGUCUGACAUUAUUAAGUUGUUGAGGGACAUUGGUGUUGUAUAUCACUGUCCGGAGCGGAUCCAGAAGUUCAAGACAGAGCUUGACAAAUUUUGGAAAGAUCCACAUGAUCCAUCUGCUGCAACUGCCUUUGCAGAACAAGUUGGAAAGUGGGCACUCCAAACUAAACCCUCGGAGUCCGUGGAUAUUAUGGCGGGGGAAAUGGAAAGAUCAGCAAAAAUCUUUUCGCGGAACAAGCAUUAUUCCAUCACCAAAGACGGACUGAAAAAGAACCAGAAAAGACCACGGGGGCUCUGGAAGUCAUUGGUUCUUGCCCGGAUUUUUUUCCUGUCUGUCAACUCUGAUCCUAGAGAAAUGAAGCGGAAAGGCAAGAACAUUCUCAAGAAAACAAUGACUUCAUUAAUGUUUGGCACCAUGGGACAACAGAAACAGGCGAGAGAAGAUUGUGAUGCAGCUGGCAAAGACAAAAAGGAGGACGAUGCCACCAAUGAAGAUGGUGAUGUAGAGGAUGGUGAAGAUGAUGACAAUGAUGAUGAUGUAGACAGCGACAAGGAUGAUGAUGAAGAUGACAGUGAUGACAAUGAUGAAGAUGCCAACAAGGAUGAUGAUGAAAAUGACAACAACAAUACUGCUGCUGGUGAUCCUGGAGUCCAAACAAGUGUCAUAAAAUCCCACACACAAGUUGGCAAUCUUGCUGUAUGCAACUUUGAGCAAAUGGAGGAUGUAUUCUCCAAAUUUAUUGUCCACACCCAACAAAGAAGCUACCGUCUCCACCUUGCGCCCUGCGAAAUUUAUUUGGGGAUGGAUUUCUCUUUCCAUCCUCAUAAACGAGAGGUCUAUGAAGACAAGGCUGAAAUGGAAAGUGAUCAAGGGGGUGAUUCACCCAUAUGGAUCAAGCACAGGGAUUUGUUGAAACGGGUUGAACAGCACUGGUCAUUCUUGGUGCAGACUCUAAUGUGUUGUGGGGUAGCAGACUGCAGUCGAGCACCUAUUGCAAGGCGACUUAGCUUGGGGGCGGGGGCCUUUUGCUAUGGUAGCAACAAUCGCCCGGAUCCUCACACUGGGUUCAAGCCCCUGGAUAAGUACUUCAAAGACAACCCAGUGGGAAGGCAAUUGUUUCUCAGCGUCAUUGGUGACUUGACUAAAAUGGUGUGGGCCUGUAGCCAAGGCAUGCAAAUAGCCGCGGGGAUGCCACUGUUAGGAGGCGACCUGAUCCGAGAUUCCGCUUAUGCAAAGCAGCUUCGGCAUGACCUGCAGAUUGAGUCUGGAGAUUGGUCCCAUUCUCAGUUUUCGAUGGUUCCCCAAUUCAAAAAAGUCACACCUUCGGCUGAACUGAUAUCAGAAUUUCCGCACCAUCAUCUACACAAGGAUCUGGCCAAUCCCGUUCCCACAGGUGACAUUGGAUUUGAUACUUGCAAGUACCAAUACAGCAAGUCGGCAGCUUUCAGUGUGACACUGGCCAACGCUGAAGAUCCGUCAAAGAAGUAUCUAUUCCAAUUACUUUGCUACUUCCGGAAUUUCAUUAGCUGUGAAUCCCAAAGGAUUAGCAGUUCAAAUCAGUUGUUGGCCAAAUCAGCAACCUGUCAGCUUGUUGAAGUCCAAAGACAUCUAACUCGGAACUUCCAUAAGCAUUUGGCUUACAACAAGAUUCCUUCAAUUGGGAACAUGGAGCACUACUUUCUCUCACAGUGUUUGCCAGGUAAUCUUGUGGAACUCCAGGUCCCAAAGCUUCACUUUGGAUCCAUCAUUGAGGAUCGUCAUCUGAUGAGCAGCUGUGCUUGGAAGCCACCCGCCGACGAAAGGAGAGGGUGGCUAGAUUGGCCAAUGUUGAGGUACUCUGGUGUUGAUGAGAUCUUUGGCAAAGAUCCGCAAUUGGUCAAAGGCGAGGCAGAAGAUAGAACCUGUGUCUUGGUUGGUCUCUUGAUUGAGCACUGUGCAUGGAUCAACAGCAUUGGAAACAAAGAAGGUGGUCGUCAGUGGUUGUCUCCAGAAGACCUAAACCUUGGAUUCCUGCAGAAUGUGAUGAUAAAACGAUGCCAGCAGAUGGAAUUGAUCUGGAAGCAUCCAUUUCGAAUCGAUGACCUGCUACAUUUCACUCGAUUGGCCAUCUCGGUGAGAUUGAUAAAGCCUGGAAAGCACCUGAAACAUGUAUUCUUCCCAACAUCAACAAGCAACCAGCUGAAGGUUGGGAGCAGAGAAGUAGCUUUGGAAGGAAACAAUAUCAAGAAAAUCCUCCAAAUUGUUUCCACACAAAUGGGAUUGGAAAGUUACAGAAGAGACAUUUCUAGUAUUGUUCUGGAUACGUGCAUCUCUCUGUCACAACAAACAUUGGAAGAUGACACCAACCCAGACAGCACUGAUGUUGACAAUGAGAUGGGGAAAUUUCCCUCCCACUUUCCGGAGGUAUAUCCAAACAGCUCUUGGUCCCUGUAUGACUUGAAUGAAGAGGGGCAGAUUUGUCAGAAAAUCUGCGGUUCCAAGGACAAUCAAUGGAACGUUCUCGAAGAUAUUGAUGACUGGCUACAAGAAGAGUUCUAUGAUGAUGAGAACGAUUUGAAUUUAUAUGGCAUGCCAUACAAGGGGAAGUGGAAAUGGCUGAAAGAUAAUGACUAUCAACUGCAAAAAAUGACAUGCUUCCUUCCUAUCUAA